Electrophorus electricus (electric eel) is the source of this 2214-nucleotide messenger RNA. The record is from RefSeq and is a predicted model, not a curated record. Lineage: Eukaryota; Metazoa; Chordata; Actinopteri; Gymnotiformes; Gymnotidae.
GUAGGCUACCGGAGGCGAGUUGCCUCGACUUCCGUCCAACGUUUUUGGAGUUUAACUUUAAACACCUUUUCAGUGUACAUAGGAUAAGAUUUUUCCAAAACGUCCUACUUUGAAUAAACGAAUCGGAGGCUAAAUGACGGACAAUCAGCUACACAUUUCUGAGUGGAUUGACUUUACGAGUGUUGUUUUGUUUUCGUGCGUCUUUUUGCUUUUCUAUGAUUAUGUAAGAAAUAAAACACCGAAGAACUUUCCUCCUGGACCACGGUCUCUGCCGUUUAUCGGCGACAUUCAUCAUAUCGACUUACAGAAGACGCACAUUGAGUUAACACGGUUUGCAGAAAAAUAUGGACGUGUUUUCAGUACUCGAAUUUUUGGAGAGAGGUUUGUUAUCGUGAAUGGAUAUAAACUAGUUAAAAAGGUGUACCUGGACAGACACGUCUUUGCUGAUCGCUCACCUUUGCCUUUGUUUCACGAUUUUUUCGGUGAAAGUAAAGGAGUUGUUUCUUCCAAUGGAUAUGCCUGGAAGCAGCAGAGGCGGUUUGCUCUGUCCACCCUGCGGAAUUUUGGACUGGGAAAGAAAAGCCUGGAGCCUUCUAUCCAUGUGGAAUGCCGCUUCCUGAAUGAUGCCAUAUCAAAUGAGCAAGGGAGACCAUUUAACCCUCAAUGGCUGAUUAAUAAUGCCGUCUCCAAUGUGAUCUGUGUCCUGGUGUUUGGUGAUCGGUUUGAGUACAGCGAUAGUGAGUUCCAAACCCUGCUGAAAGCUCUUAAUGAGGUUGUUUACCUGGAGGCCAGCAUCUGGGCUCAGAUGUAUAACAUGCUCCCUUGGAUCAUGUGCCGAGUUCCUGGUCCUCACCAAAAAAUCUUCCUCUUCUGGAAAAAGAUCAUUGACUUUGUCCGUUCCAAAAUAUCUGAGCACAGAGUGAACUAUGACCCCUCAAACCCACGAGACUAUAUAGACUGCUUCCUCACUGAGAUGGAAAAGUGGAAAGAUGAUGAAGCUGCAGGGUUUGAUAUGGAAAACCUGUGCUCCUGCACACUGGACCUUUUUACUGCUGGAACUGAGACCACCUCCACUACCAUGUACUGGGGACUGUUGUACAUGAUCAAAUACCCUGAGAUUCAGGCCAAAAUCCAGGCAGAGAUUGACAAGGUGGUGGGGUCUUCAUGCCAACCAUCUAUGUUAGACAAAGAGAACCUUCCAUACACCAAUGCUGUUAUUCACGAGAUUCAAAGGAUGGCAAACAUAAUUCCGCUUAACUUGCCCCGGGCUGCCAAAGAAGACACUCAGAUAGAAGAAUACUUUAUCCCAAAGGGCACAACAGUGCUUGGCAACCUGACAUCGGUUCUGUUUGAUGAGUCAGAGUGGGAGACACCGCAGACCUUUAAUCCAGGUCACUUCCUGGAUGAUAAUGGAAACUUUAGGAAGAGAGAGGCCUUCAUGCCAUUUUCUGCAGGAAAGAGGGUUUGUCUGGGGGAGCAACUGGCUCGUAUGGAGCUCUUCCUGUUCUUCGCGACUCUACUUCAGCACUUCAGCUUUUCACCACCAGAGGGCAUCGAGCCAAGUCUGGAGUACAGAUUAGUGGUCACACUCAUCCCUCAGCCGUACCAGCUCUGUGCUGUCCCACGCUGAGAUGUUGUACCCAAGAAAGUACAUAUCCACAUUCUUUUAUAUUUGUUAUAUAUGUUUGCACAGGGCUUCUCUGUUCUUUCAGUACAUUGAGGCCUGGGUGUCUGCAGGCACCUAUGUUCCCUGCUCUUUAUAGCUGAGUCACCAACUUAUGAUAGUUAAGAGUGUGCAGCAUAUUUGACCCUUAUAAAUGCGCCUGAGCAGCGAGACAAAUACGCUGGCGAGGGGGCUGUUACACUUUUAUUCUGUCAUUGCAAAUUUAUGAUACAAACUGUAGGCAAGGCAAGGCAAGUUUAUUUGUAUAGUCAUUUUCAUAAUAAGCAGCACUUAAAUAUGAUUUACAAUUACAGUCCCAAAAAGUAUUUUAACAUUUAUCUGAUCAAGGUAUUUUACUCUGCUGUCAUUAUUUCACAUCCAAGUGAAUAAAUAACUAAAAUGCAUAAUUAGCCUUUGCUCUCUCAAAUCCAAUUUUUAAAAAUCUCUGCUUGUAAAUAAACAACUUCUCAUACUUUCAGAUUACCUAAUGAAUGGACAAUUUCCAAAUUUGUCUCUUGAUAACAUCACCAGCACUCAGACAAAACAGUGGU